Messenger RNA from Leptonychotes weddellii (Weddell seal), 1204 nucleotides. It is a transcript of the gene GEMIN6, whose product is annotated as gem nuclear organelle associated protein 6. Lineage: Eukaryota; Metazoa; Chordata; Mammalia; Carnivora; Phocidae. Gene Ontology annotation, cellular component: nucleus; SMN complex. The record is from RefSeq and is a predicted model, not a curated record. Gene Ontology annotation, biological process: spliceosomal complex assembly; spliceosomal snRNP assembly. Gene Ontology annotation, molecular function: RNA binding.
CUCAGGUGGGCGCCGCUGGAGUGACUCCUUCCUCACCGCGUGGUUACUGUGUACCCGUCGCUGCGAGGAGUUCUUGCUGGUAUUUCUUUCGUUUGUGGGAAUUAAACGUUAAGUACCACCAGGUUUGAGAACCGUUUUAAGGGUCGUACAGCUGCAAGCUGGGCCACGGAAUCUGCGCUCUAGAGCCUUCGCUGCUGCCCCCUGGAUGGCACUUGCUUGAGUGGAACAUAUAUUAACCCGAACUGGUGGUGGUUUUAGAUCUAGCCAGCUGGCAGCCAUGAAUGAAUGGAUGAGGAAAGGCCCCUUAGAAUGGCAAGAUUACACGUACAAAGAAGUCAGAGUGACAGCCAGUGAGAAGGAGUAUAAAGGAUGGGUUUUAACCACAGACCCAGUUUCUGCCAAUAUUGUCCUUGUGAACUUCCUGGAAGAUGGCAGCAUGUCUGUGACUGGAAUUAUGGGCCAUGCUGUGCAGACCGUUGAAACUGUGAACGAAGGGGACCAUGGAGUGAGAGAGAAACUGAUGAAUUUGUUCAUGUCUGGAGACUGCAAGGCCUACAACCCUGAGGAUCUGGAGAAGAGAAAGAACAGCCUAAAGAAAUGGCUCGAGAAGAACCACAUCCCCAUCACAGAACAGGGAGAUUCACGAAGGACUCUGUGUGUGGCUGGGGUUCUGACUAUAGACCCACCGUAUGGUCCAGAAAAUUGCAGCAGUUCUAAUGAGAUUAUUCUCUCCCGUGUUCAGGAUCUUAUUCAAGGACAUCUUGCAGCUUGCCAAUGAGAGGCCAAGAACUAUGGAUGCAUCAAUUGAAAUAACAUUUCAUUUUUUUUUUUCUUCAUAAAAUGUUUUGAAUGUUAAAUCCAUCAUAUUACAAGACUUCAAAGGCACACAGUUGUGUGUGUGUGUUUGAGUUUUAAUUCUAUGUUGUUUUGGUAAAAUCAAAGAUCUGGAUUAUAAGUGCUAAUAAAUAAACUAUGGCAAAGCUAGCAUCACAUGCAACAAAAUAGCACAAGGACAUUAGAAUUGUAAGAGUCUUUUGUUGGUGGGAGUACACCUCCAUUUUUGUUAGGCAAGAAACACAUGUUAGAUUCAAUAUAAAAUGUCUUGUUAAGCCCCUUGUAUGUGUCUGUUUUAAAAUAUUGUGUAAGGAUGAAAUCGCUUUUGAAUCAGAAUCUAUUGGAAUAUAUGCUUUUUUGGUUGAAACUU